This is a messenger RNA of Helobdella robusta, 1125 nucleotides long. RefSeq lists its product as hypothetical. NCBI's taxonomy places the organism in Eukaryota, Metazoa, Annelida, Clitellata, Rhynchobdellida, Glossiphoniidae. The record is from RefSeq and is a predicted model, not a curated record. The transcript is spliced from 8 exons. Gene Ontology annotation, biological process: proteasome-mediated ubiquitin-dependent protein catabolic process. The annotation marks the transcript as partial. Gene Ontology annotation, molecular function: ATP binding; ATP hydrolysis activity; proteasome-activating activity. Gene Ontology annotation, cellular component: proteasome regulatory particle, base subcomplex.
CAGAAACUUCAAAAGCAGCUUGAGUUUUUAGAAGUUCAAGAAGAAUAUAUAAAAGAUGAGCAGAAAAAUUUAAAGAAAGAAUAUUUGCAUGCCCAAGAGGAAGUUAAGAGGAUCCAAAGUGUCCCUCUUGUUAUUGGACAGUUCCUGGAGGCUGUUGAUCAGAACAAUGGCAUUGUUGGCUCAACAACUGGCUCAAAUUAUUAUGUGAGGAUACUCUCAACUAUUGACAGAGAGUUGUUGAAGCCAAGUGCCAGUGUAGCAUUGCACAAGCACAGCAAUGCACUGGUCGACGUCCUGCCUCCUGAAGCUGACAGUAGCAUCACCAUGUUAUCAGCUGAUGAGAAACCUGAUGUAAGUUAUUCAGAUAUUGGAGGCAUGGACAUUCAAAAGCAAGAGGUCAGAGAGGCAGUGGAACUGCCACUCACUCACUUUGAACUCUACAAGCAAAUUGGAAUCGACCCACCAAGGGGGGUGCUCAUGUUUGGUCCACCUGGUUGUGGCAAGACCAUGUUGGCCAAAGCCGUUGCACACCACACCACUGCUGCUUUCAUACGAGUGGUCGGUUCAGAGUUUGUUCAGAAGUACCUGGGUGAGGGCCCUCGAAUGGUCAGAGAUGUUUUCAGACUUGCCAAAGAGAAUGCACCUGCCAUUAUAUUUAUUGAUGAGAUUGAUGCCAUUGCUACCAAGAGAUUUGAUGCUCAAACUGGAGCUGACAGAGAAGUUCAAAGAAUUUUGUUGGAACUACUGAACCAGAUGGAUGGUUUUGAUCAGACUGUUAAUGUCAAAGUUAUAAUGGCCACUAACAGAGCCGACACAUUGGACCCUGCUCUUCUUCGUCCCGGCCGACUUGACAGGAAGAUCGAAUUUCCUCUGCCAGAUAGGAGGCAGAAACGAUUGAUAUUUUCGACGAUCACCGGCAAGAUGAACCUCAGCGAUGACGUCGACCUCGAAGACUACAUAUCAAGACCUGAUAAGAUCAGUGGUGCUGACAUCAAUGCUAUCUGUCAGGAGGCUGGCAUGCAAGCAGUACGAGAGAACCGCUACGUUGUCCUACCGAAAGACUUUGAGAAAGGGUACAAAAACAACACAAAGAAAGAUGAACAGGAACACGAGUUUUAUAAAUAA